This is a messenger RNA of Chaetomium globosum CBS 148.51, 798 nucleotides long. RefSeq lists its product as uncharacterized. The transcript has a single exon. The record is from RefSeq and is a predicted model, not a curated record. Lineage: Eukaryota; Fungi; Ascomycota; Sordariomycetes; Sordariales; Chaetomiaceae. The coding region runs from base 1 to 798 and encodes 265 amino acids.
AUGCCUACCAAAGGCCACCAACGGUCGCGUUCAUCCAUCGACCGGGUCAUUGAUCUGCUGGCAGAUCUUGAAGACAACCAAAUCAGCCUCCUCCUCGAUGACUUGAACCACACCACCUCGAGCAAUGUCGCCGUACCGGAUGCGAUCGCCCUUUUCGAGCAUCAUGCGAACAAACCCAGGAACAGGUCAUGCCGGUCUCCUUCUCCGCUGAGGACCCUGCAGGUCGAGCUCGAGCGACGUCACAGCAAGAGACUUUCUGCUGCACCAGAAAGACUGUCUCGUUUCAAAGCAGCCAACCCCCAACCGCCCGCCCCCCAGGACCUAGCGACGCCGUCGCCGUCGCCGUCGCCGCCACCCACAGAGGACCUCUUCGACCAACCCAACUUCAACGACAGCUUCUCACUUGACCUGUCCCCGCCACCCGUGUCGUUCGACCACCCCAAGACCUCAUCGGCCGGACCACCCCCGGUAUUCCGCCCUCGUUCUUACAAGAGGAUCAGCCGGCCCAUGUUCCUCUCACCGACCGCAACAGCCGAACUUCACCUGUUGCUCCUUGCCUUCUUCAACGAGACCCCGCUCCCGCCGGUCUCGCCGGUCACAACCGCGACUCCAUCACCCACUACACCGCUUUUCGGCUUUUCCCAUUCUCCCUUCACCGACUUCGAAGUUGAACCGAACACUCCAGGCCUCGAUCUGCUCGAACCUUCACCGACACGGACACCAAGCUUUUCCGGUGGGAGAAGCCUCAAGACGAUGCCUAGCAUCAGUAGCAUAUUCGAGGUCAUGAGGUCACAGUAG